CACAGCGACGGCAAAAGACAAAAACCAUAUCAGACCCAGAGAGAGAACAAGUCCGAGAUUUUACGGAGCUUUUCCAAAUGGCCAACAACGGUCAGCCGCCGCCAAAGCCCACGAUAACUCUCCCGCCGCGCUCGUCAGCGGCGGAGUCUCUCUUCGGCGGCGGUAGCAGCAGCGGGGGACCGGGAACCACCCCUGUUCCCCUGUUCGGAUUCAGCCCGGGCCCGAUGACCCUCGUCUCAAGCUUCUUCUCCGAGGGCGAGGAGUGCAAGUCCUUCUCCCAGCUCCUCGCCGGCGCCGUGGCCUCCUCGACAGCUGCGGCCCCGUCAUCGUCCGGUGAGGUCCGGUUGAGGCAUAACUGGACGGCGGCUACGCCUCCUGGGGUGUUCUCGAUACCGCCCGGGAUGAGCCCGGCGGCUCUGUUCGACUCGCCCGGCUUCCUGUCUCAUCUUCCGGUUUCUUUUGGACAUCCGCACCAGCAAGCCCUUCCACAGAUGUCAGCUCAGGCCCAACAGCCCCAUGGCCAGCACGUUCGUCCCGAACAAGCAUCCUCUUCAACUUUGCCCGCUGUUCCACCCUUCACUGCAAGUUCAUCGGCAUACCAGCAGCAGAAGCAGCAGCAAGUAUAUUUAGCAGAGUCAAGAGAAACAUCUGACAUCUCGUACGACCAGAGGGCACAGUCCGCUCCAUUGGUUGUCGAUAAGCCUGCCGAUGAUGGCUAUAACUGGAGGAAGUAUGGACAGAAGCAGGUGAAGGGCAGCGAGUUCCCCCGGAGCUACUACAAGUGCACGAGCCCGGGCUGUCCCGUCAAGAAGAAGGUUGAGCGGUCGUUAGAAGGGCAGAUAACGGAGAUCAUAUACAAGGGGCAGCACAACCACGACCUGCCUCAAAACAACAAGCGGGCUAAAGAUCAUGCAGUUGGGGAUCAGUCUGAGCUUAACAGAUUGAGAGAGGUGGCGCAGGAAUCUAGUCAACUGUCAGCUGAGCGGUUUUCUGGGAUGAGUGAUAGCGAGGAGUUGGGGGAUGCUGAAACCGGAGUCGAAGAAAGAGAUGAGGAUGAACCCGACCCAAAGAGACGAAGUGCAGACAUAAGGGUGUCUGAGGCAGCUUCUUCGCAUAGGACUGUUACGGAGCCUAAAAUCAUCGUGCAGACCACAAGUGAAGUCGAUCUCUUGGAUGAUGGAUACCGGUGGCGGAAGUACGGGCAGAAAGUGGUCAAAGGGAAUCCCUAUCCCAGGAGCUACUAUAAAUGCACGACCCCGGGAUGCAAUGUCCGGAAGCACAUCGAGCGGGCUUCAACAGACCCGAAAGCCGUCAUAACGACUUAUGAGGGCAAACAUAGCCAUGACGUCCCCGCCGCCCGAGCCAGCAGCCACAGCGUUGCCAACAGCUUCGCCUCUCAGCUGAGAGAGCAGAACAUGUCCUCGGAAAGUGAUUCCUUGGCCGGUAAGGCGGACUUCAGGGACGGCAGUGGACAGCCAAUGGGCCGCCUACGCUUGAAGGAAGAGAAGAUCACUCAAGUAUCGCGCGAUGAGAAGCCGUAAGUUGUCUUUGUCUGAAUCUUUUUCCUCGAAUUCGAAAUCCUCGACACGGGAUGACAUGGUUUUUCUUUUCUUUUCUACUGGGCUUAGGCCCCGUUUCACUAUAAAAAAAAAAAAAAAAAAAAAAAACAGGAGCGAGAAUGGCCGUUUGACAUUAACCGUUUGUUGUAUGUAUGUAAGAAAAGCAUAGAGAAUUUAGUGUUUUUUAUAUAACAUAUUUAUUUUUUUAUUUCUUAUAUAUUUGAAUUCUUUUUCGUACGUGGAUAUAUAAUAAAAGGGUCUUUUUUUUUGUGAAAUAAAGGGGUCAAUUUAUACAUAA
Molecule: messenger RNA, 1857 nt
Organism: Punica granatum (pomegranate)
Lineage: Eukaryota; Viridiplantae; Streptophyta; Magnoliopsida; Myrtales; Lythraceae
Source: RefSeq, a predicted model, not a curated record